CUUUCCGAAAGGAACGGGAGGGUUGGGAAGGGAAGUGGAUAAUUGUACAGAAUAACGGCGGCUUCGAAUUCCGCGUGUGCCCGCUUCUGAGCCUCAUCCUUAUCCUGCAUUGUAGGAGCCCGCAGGCGCGGGGCGGGUGCGAUGAGACAAGAUUUUAAUGAAAUUGCUGAGCCUGAGUUAAUCAACUGCCUGAAGUGUAUAAGAAAGAAAAUAUAUUUAUGGAACCAAAUCUUCAGGAUACCUGUGAGGCUGAUACAGAAGAAGCACAAAAAACGUCUGUGUCAAUUGAAGCUGGUCAAACCCCUGCAAGAUCAACAGCCCACAUAAGUAAUGAUGGAUUGGGACCUUCAACCAGUGAUUUUCACAUGGGGAACCCUGCUGAGAGCGAUGUCUGUUUGGAAAAAGAAGCCAUUAAUGUAUUUGGCUUCAUUGAAAAAGACCAUGACAGUUUAAAGUUAAUUGGCAAUACUAACAAGAAUUCUUCCUUUAUAUCUGCAGCAUCCAUACAAGUUUCUAAACCAGUGGUUGAUAUUAAAACAUCAGGGCGAGCAGCAACUAAUGACAAAAGCCCACAAAAAAGCAAAAGACUACUUGUCUCUGACCUAAAAUUAACAACUGAUCUUUUUACUACAGAUGUGAUAGCGUCUGCAGAUGAAAACCAUCAAAUGUUUGAUACAACCCUUUUACAGCAAAGUGCUAACAUCAAUAAGGAGAAGUCUAAAUCUGCAAAUCUCAGUUUACAAUCUACAGAGUGUAAUUCCACUGUGAGUAAGAGUACUGUCGUAUGUUCCGCAAUCGCUUCAAAAGAUACCAGUCUCCAUCCCAACACUCUGGUAGUUUCAGAGCAGCAUACUUGUGAGAUAGAAGGCCAACAGAGAAAAGGGGGAAAAGAUUCGCUAAUUGAUCACUUACAGCAUUCUCAUCUGCAGCAGAAUGUUUUAACUUUGAAUGAGUCUGGAAUCAAGUUUUGUCUAGCUCCUGAUCCAUUAUUUGUACAGCAAAAUGCAGACAAAAGACAGCAGCUGUACAAAAAAGAACGAAAUAAUCUGAUGGAUAAUCCAGGAGUGGACCUUUGUGAUAUAUCUGUGAAUGGUUGUCCUGGUGAAACAGAUGCUCAUUCUGUGAACAUCCCUAAGAAACGAGGAAGAAAGCCUAAAAUUGCAGUGGUUGCAAUUGCAAAAGGAAUUCCCAGUCAUGGCAACACUCAAAAUGGUGGCCCAGAAGUGGGAAAUCUUGAACCAGUGCUGAUUACAAAGAAACAAGCAAGAAAAUCUAAAAAUACAAAAGUGCUGUCUCUUGAAGGAACAGUGUCACAAACGUCAAAAGGAGAUUGUGAUGUUGUUGUGAGUGAUGAUAAAUUUGAAUUGGGAGGUCCUCAACCAGCCAAUAUCCCAAAGAAAAGAGGAAGAAAACCUAAGAAUGCAAAAAUAACAUCAAUUGAAAGAGUAGUGCAGCAAAUGCCAUCAAAGCAGAUUUGUGAUGAUGCUAUAAAUAAUAGUAACAAUGAAAUGGGAAUUCGUGAACCAGUGAAGAUCCUGACAAAACGAGGAAGAAGACCUAAGAAUGCAAAAGUAGUGUUUGCUGAAAGAGUGCUGCAGCAGACUCCAAAGGCUGGUGGUGAUAUUUCUGAAAAUCGUGAUGUCACAGAGAUUGAUGUUCUACCACCAAUGCAGAUACCUAAGAAGAAAGGAAGAAAACCUAAAAAUAAGAUGGUGUCCCAAGAAGAGAGUACAGAUACCCAUGGGCUCUUGAAGCCAAUUGUCCAGAGAUUAUUGGAAGAGAGCAGUGCUGAGAAUGAACUAACAGCAAGUGGUCGACCAAAAAGGAGGGCGGCCAGAGCUGCCUUGCUUUACCUACAUGAAAUAGUAGAGCAAAUAAAAUCACCUUCUUAUAAGGUAGAUGAUGUGGCUGGCAAUAUAAAUGAUAGUGAGCCAGACCAUUCUCUGGAUCAAUCGUUGUUUCAACCUCCAUCUUCCCCGAAACGAAGAAAAGGAAGGAAGAGGCAGAAGAUCAGUGUUUUUGAUGACCUGUCAGAUGACAAAGAUUUUGUGAUCUCGGAUGAAAUAACUGAUGACGAAGAGGUUGAGGACGAAGAACUUAAUGAAAUCGAGCCAUCCAGUGAUGUUUCUGAGUCUGACCUAGAUGACUUUCAAGAUGGCGAAGGUCAUAAACAAAGAAGGAGUCCAAUAAAUAAAAGAUCUUGCAGUACAAAACGUCGGCUAUUUGGAAAUUUCGCUAAUGGCCUCCCAAAUACUAUAAUGGUACCAGUGUGGGAAGCUACAACAAUUACAAGAAAACAUCGAGAGGAACAUCACUCCCCAUGGGUGUUUCCACAUUGGAUACCUUUAAUGCAGGACUGGAGCUUCCUUUCACAAAGUGAAUCACUUAGAUAUUUGCCCAAUGAAGGAAUCUCACCAUUGUUUAAAGUUAGAAGGGAAGGUCUUCGAGAAAACUCUGUAAUUCAGAGACUGAGAAGAUUCCAGUCACUACCUGCUCAUAAGGAUCGCUGGGAUAUAAACUUCUUUGUAGGUGGUCCUGUAUGGUGUAUGGAGUGGUGCCCAACCCCAGAGGGUUCAGCUGCUUGUCAGUAUGCAGCUAUUUAUUGCAAUAAAAGAAUGGAUGAUAGGCAUAAACUGAUGGAGCAGUAUGCAGAGCCAACAUUACUUCAGAUUUGGCAACUGGGAGACCUCCAACAGGAGCACUGCCCUCAAGUGAAUGCUGCUUUAGCUUAUGGUAUUGCCACAGAGUACGGUUGCAUUUGGGAUAUGAAGUGGUGUCCCAGUGGUGCAUGGGAACUGCCAGAAACCACUAGAAAGAUUCCUCAGAUGGCGAGGCUUGGUGUGCUAGCAGCUGCAUUUUCCAGUGGAAAGGUUGUCGUUUACAGUUUACCACACCCCGAGUGUCUAAAUAUGUACAAAACGAAGUGUUCAAAAGCUUCGUCUACUAAAGGGCCAAUAAUAUGCAAGGUUCAAUGUACUGUAAUUCUGGAGAUUGGCUCAGUCCAGUUUAGUGGUUCUGCACAAUGUGGACAAUGUUUCUGUCUUGACUGGAUGCCAGUUGGUGAACAUGAAUAUUUGGCAGCAGGUUUUUAUGAUGGUACAGUUGCUCUUUGGAAUUUGAAUACAACAUCAUUACUGUUACGAGUCCAGCAAGGAGAUGGAACUUUGAGGGUCUAUCCUUUCCACUCCUUUGUUGCACAUGACCAUGCUGUCAAAGCCAUUGCUUGGAGUAAAGCUCACAGCAACUUUCUAGUGACAGCUAGCCCUGAUAGGAAGAUCAAGUUCUGGGAUCUCAGAAGAACAUACCAACCAAUCAAUGAAAUCAAGCGUUAUUUGAACACAGAAGUUGCUUGGUUGCUUCCGUGGUGUGGAGUUAUGGUAGCACAGGAAAAUUGCUAUGCUGCGUUUGGACUCAGUGGAAUUCACUAUGUAGAUGCUGGUUUUCUUGGAUUUAAGCCGUAUUUUGCUGCACCAAGAGCAGGAACAGUAUGGAGUAUUUCUGGCUCUGAUUGGUUGAAUACCUGUGUCUCCGGAGAUAACACAGGAGAGGUGAUGGCGGUAAUCCUCCCAGAUUGUAUGAACAACACAAUGAAUAUCAAGCGACCUAAUGAACGCCGUUUUUCUGUUUAUAAAGCUGACCUCAUUCAUCACAGUGCUGCUAGUAACAUGUCAGCCUCCUGCUCACAUCAACAAGAGAAAGAGGCCAAUGUAGAAAAGCAUUCUUCUGAAAUGGAGAAGGAAGACUCAACUUCCAGCCCUGUCAUUGAACCAAAGACUUACAGUGAUACGGUGAAGAAAUACUACCUAAUGUUUGAUGAUACUGACCUGAGGAGUUUCAAGAACAUGGUUUCCAGAGAGCCUUUUAAAAGAAUACAAAAGGUAGACAAAGCAAAAACACAUCCUGACCGAAUGCCACUGGAAUCUGUAUACAAGGUUCGUUUCAAUCCCAACCUUGACGCUCAUGGAUGGGUCCUUUCAGCCGGGCAAUCCGGGAUUGUCCGAGCACACUGUGUGCAGAGUCUUAAUACACAUGUGAGCAAGAAACUGAUCAAGGAAUGUCAAGCACAAUUCAGUUUCAUGUUCCAACCUACAGAAGCUGAAGCUGUUGAGAAUUCCAUUAUCCAUUCUAUUUCACAGAAUGUAAACACGUCAGUGCAAACAAAAUAAUGUGUAUCAACAUGUCUGGAGGAUAUAAGGACAUCACUCUACUGACAUGCCAUUACAAUAAAUUUUCCAUGCAAAAAUACAGUAGUGAUGUGACUCCUACCUACUAGAUUCAACCAGGGCACAAUAACUGAACAUGGAAUAGGUAUACAUGUCUGCCAAUUCAGCAGUGUAUGUUUUUCUAAAAAUUUAUUGUACAGAAGAAAUAUGUCUUAAUUAAGUGUGUUACUGAAAAUCAAUCUAUUGAAUCAGAUACAUGGAUUUUCAGAUGAAGUAUGCAAACUGAACUGCUUCUUUUACUCUCAUAAUUUUCAAUUCUGCUGUAAAAUUGAGGAACGUAAUUGUAGUCCUAAGUAUGCUAUUAUGCCUUCCUUGAAUCAUCUUGAAUUGUAGGGUUUUUUUACUUUUUUGAGCAAAGCUUAGAGACUAAUGUGGUCCACACGAACUUGUGUCUGGUUUCACAAGAUUGACUUUAGGCAGAUUUUUAACUGCUAAGAAAAGUUUUACAAAACCAUAGUUGUUAAAAUCAUGAAAUGUAGUAGACUUUUAUUUACAGGUUGCUUUUAUUUCAAAGUGAUGCAAAAGCAGUGGUCCUUGUUUUACUAUUUGUUGACUUGAGCCAGUGCCUCCAAUUUAUGGCCUGGCAUGAGGUAUUCAAGAUUCUUCUGUGGUACAAAUUAAAAUAUCACUUCAUGUAAAUGACUGGGAUUUUCACUCUUAGAGAUGGUUUUGUAAUUGGUGGCCACUUGGUGCUUUAGUAUAAGUAAACAACAGAUCAGAUUGGUAUUUCGGGCAAAAAGCAGAUUUGGAGUUUACCUAGAAAACAUGUUACCUGGGUUAAAUUGUUUUUUGUCUGCUACAUACAGAAUCCUAGUGAUUUAUAAUACUGACUGAAUUUAACUGAAAUAAAAUUGCAUUUGGUUGUAAAUAAGUUAAUUCUUUCUCUUGUCCUAAAUGUAAUUGGAAGUGUAAAGUGCGAAGUCAGUUAGGACUCUUGAAAACUAGGCACAUCUUUCUACACAUGUGCCUUCUCCCUGAUCUUAUGCAAAUGGAAAGCUAUUUUGCCACUGUGAUGCUUCUGCAAAGUUUUCUUUACUUUCAAAUAGAAGGGUCAGUUUUCUUCAGUACAUAAGUCUUGCACUUAUAAACAAUCAGUACCCCCAGUGUGUAUGUUGCAUCUUGUCAACUUUGUAGUGAAGAGCCACAGCGUUAAGCAUUAUUGUUUGAUGGCUGUGUAGCUUUUCUUUACUCUGAGUAAAAUAUUUGUGGAUGAUUUUCGUUGAAUAAAUAGUCAUGGAAAAUGACAUUCCUUUUCUAAUGUGAAUAUCAUUUCAUGAUUUGUAUAACUUGGCAUGUAAAACCGGAAUAGUCAAUUUGCUCACACUGAGCACUGUUGUCAUUUCCAUACUGCUUUUCUGAGGUUAAAUAAUGCACUGUGUAUAAAAUUAGACUUUUAGCUGUGAACCUUUCUAAAAAGCACUUGGAAAACGUUCCAUGCUUCUCCUACCCACACAGAAAAAUAUUCAUGAUUUUCCAAUUCUUUUGUAAAUAUGAUAAUUUAAAAAAUAACUAGUGGUGUGUUUCUUUUUCAGCUUUAUCCUGGGUUUCUGCUUUAUGUGGUAUAUUUCUUUUAGUUGCUAUUGCAUGUAAUUUUAGCAUUCUUAGAUCAGUAAAUCUGUAACUCACCAAUGUAGUUCCAUGCAUUUGAUGUACAGCUACCUCAAACUCAAACUGAUUUGGAGAUUUCAUGUGUGGUUUACAGUGAUCAGAAAACACAGAUUUAUGUACUGCAUACUUAAUUGUUGGUACAACCUAUGCUUCAAAUGUUUUUGCUAGCAUUAUCACUGAAAAUUCUGUAUUCUGCGAUGCAAAAGAUGAUUACCAUGGUGCUUACCUUGUGCAUGAAUGGAUGUGUGCGCUGAAUGAGCGGGAGAAUUCUAUAUCAUUUAUUUGGCUGAUAUAUAUUCCUUUCAAGCCCUCUAUCAAAAGCAUGUUGAAAUCAUAUAUUACUAAGAUCAGUAUAGAGUUUUAAUCACUCUAAUUUUUUUUUGUAAAAUCACCCCUUAUCUUUCUUGUUGAAAUAGAAGCUGAUACAGAGGCCUGCACUUCCAAUACAGUCGUAUCCAAAAUACCAAUUAUACUAACGUGUUUUUCCUCAGUAAAGUAUAUGACAUGUUCAAAACUCCAAUUUUGAAGGUGCAGCUAGCUGCAAUAGUAUGUGUCUUUUUAGAUUUAUUAUACUU
This is a messenger RNA of Hemiscyllium ocellatum (epaulette shark), 6406 nucleotides long. RefSeq names its product general transcription factor IIIC, polypeptide 2, beta (gene gtf3c2). Lineage: Eukaryota; Metazoa; Chordata; Chondrichthyes; Orectolobiformes; Hemiscylliidae. Gene Ontology annotation, biological process: transcription by RNA polymerase III. Gene Ontology annotation, cellular component: transcription factor TFIIIC complex. The coding region runs from base 219 to 4166 and encodes 1315 amino acids. The transcript is spliced from 18 exons. Gene Ontology annotation, molecular function: protein binding. The record is from RefSeq and is a predicted model, not a curated record.